AUGUCGAUCCAUGAGGUCAAACUUCUUCAUCACAUCGAUGACGGCCAAACCCUGAUUAAGCGUUUAUCCAGCUUUCUCGCUCAGGCUAACGGCAGACCGCACCCUUCGGAGACUUUCGAGGAUACGAGGGACGCCUUCGAAGUCCUCUGA
Fusarium sp. VM40 is the source of this 150-nucleotide messenger RNA. The record is from the annotation of a GenBank genome assembly. NCBI's taxonomy places the organism in Eukaryota, Fungi, Ascomycota, Sordariomycetes, Hypocreales, Nectriaceae.